Messenger RNA from Folsomia candida, 384 nucleotides. Its product is annotated as active regulator of SIRT1. Lineage: Eukaryota; Metazoa; Arthropoda; Collembola; Entomobryomorpha; Isotomidae. The transcript has 2 exons. The record is from RefSeq and is a predicted model, not a curated record. The coding region runs from base 1 to 384 and encodes 127 amino acids.
AUGUCUGCAGCUCUUGUCCGAAAAGCUCUCGAAGUUUCUGAAGAUACGCCCAGACCGGUAGAUAAUUCAGGAAAGAGAAAAUUAAAAUCCAUCGAGAAGAAGAAAAAGAGCAGAUUAUCCUCAGCGGAAGUGUUGAAGAAGAACUUGAAGAUUUUGAAAGCACUUGAAUUCUCUUCACGAGCUAAGAAAUACGGAAAAAUCUCGGUAACGCCCACUAUCCCACUAGCACCAAUUCCGGCAGCGAUAACUAGUGACGAGGACGAUAAGAAAUCUAAAAGGAAAAACAAAAAAGGAAAGAAAAAUAAACCCGACACCUCCUCAGGGUCCGCAUUUACUGAAGAAGAUUUUCUAAAAUUCGAGAAGGAGUAUUUCGUCACGGAUUAA